AUGACAACGAAUACAUUUUACAAUCCGACAAAAAAACGUGUGCCACUUGCUAAUAUUAAUGAAAGAUUGCCAAGAAAACGUCCGAAUCAUAAUAAUGGUCUAACAGAUGAAAUUUUAUAUUUGUUCAACUUUGAAUCACAGCCAGGCGGAACACGACGAUACCAAGUCGCCGAUAUUGAUGUUUUUAUUCAUGAAUAUUAUCAAUUGCCGGCGAAUCAACGACACUGUUAUGAAAUCAUCGUUGAUAAAAAACCAUCGAAACUUUAUUUUGAUCUUGAAUACGAUAUUACUGCUAACCCAACGAUUGAUGGACCUAAGCUAACAAACAAUUUCAUCCAGUUUGUACUUAGUUUUAUGCGUAUAAGAAGUGACGAACUGAAUUAUUCUGCUAAAGAUGUACUCGUUCUAGACUCAACAUCAUCAAGAAAAUUUAGUCGCCAUCUAAUCUUUCAAACUAAAGAUCCAUUCUUAGAUAAUCAAGCUGUCGGAAAGUUUGUGGAUCUCAUCCUCGAAGAUAUUCACGGCUGCUUAAUCAAUCAUCAAUGUGCAGCAACUGAAAAUGUUUCACCAUUCGAAAAUCAACAAACAUCAUUAACGUUGGAUUCGACGGUUUUCGCGAAGAAUCUUCUAGUUUCACUCCAGCCAUAUCUAUCUCGAUUUGAACAUUGUACAUGUGUUGAUGACGAUUCACAACUACGUUUUAGAGAUAUUAUUGAAUUUGUUUUAAACAAAAAUGGUAACAAUGGAAUAACAUGGUUUUGUGAUAUAGGUGUUUACACCAAAAAUCGUGCAUUUCGAUUAUUACGAUCUAGUAAAUUUGAUAAACUAGAAUAUUUUACUGUUGCACCUGAAAGUCAAUGGAAACCACAUACACAACGUCCUGAUCCACAUUUAUCAGGGCCACCAACUGAAGCUGAACGACAAAUAUUCAUGGCUUCGUUAGUUUAUUUUAAUGGGCCCAUUCGACGUUUUAUUCACGUCGAUGAUGUAUGCACAACUAGUAAUACGAAAUCUGUAAAUCCACGUUCACAACAAUCAUCAUACGUAAUAGACGAUCUCGACAAGGUGCGAUUAGAUUAUCCUGAACUUGCCAAUUUCAUGGAUAAUGUUGCACAAAAUAAAAACGAUGCUGCAGGUGAUCAACGUAUGAGUCGUCUAUAUAAAGCUAAACAUAUUCAAAAUGAUUUUCGAUGGGAGAUCGGUUUCUUAUAUGCUGGCAGUUACAAAUAUUGUGAACGUAUUCAACGGCAUCAUAAAAAUAAUAACAUCUACUUUGUAGUCGAUAUGCGUAAAGGAACUUAUCGGCAAAAAUGUCACGAUUCAGAUUGUCAAAAUUUUCAAGGCAUUGAAAAGCCAUUACCAGCAAAUACAACACCAUGGUUAACCGUAGUGAAUCAAGACUGGGAUAAUAUAAGUCCAAGGUCGAUGAAAGAAACACUCUAG
Molecule: messenger RNA, 1443 nt
Organism: Rotaria socialis
Lineage: Eukaryota; Metazoa; Rotifera; Eurotatoria; Philodinida; Philodinidae
Source: the annotation of a GenBank genome assembly